AUGAAAACCCAUGAAACCCUUUGUUUGCUUGGGUUAUUGGUUAUGCCGCCGGGUGUGCUGCAUGUCUGCCCCUACUAUACUGGCGGUAUCUUCAUGGGAAUCAAGCUUCUGGGCAGCAGUAACCUCAGAAGAGCAAACUCGUCAGAGUACUACUACUACUACAACAUCUUCAGAUGUUUGGAAUUGUUUAAAUGUUGUGGGUUCAAAUGCCAGUUGGCAAUGUUUGGAUCUUUGGAGAGCAGUCAUCUUCACUUGAUGCUCCCAAUUUGUACAGAUAAAUCCAAAUGGUUCGUUGAGUUACUUCAAACAAAAGUAACCCACCUUCUACACACACACAGACAAAUGAAGAUGGACAAAAGAGUCAAAUUUAAUAUCUGCUGCUUCUUGUUCGUAUUACUAUCAUCCAUCUUCGUUUCCAUAGUCGAGGCAACCCCUCCUGUUGCGAACUUGAGUAAAUCAAAUCCUUUUUCCCCUAAAUCUUCUAUAACUCGUUACUGGAAAACCCAGAUCUCCAAUCGUUUUCCGAUCCCUUCUUUUCUCCUUUCCAAAGCUUCACCACUCUCACCUUUCGAAUUCUCAUUAUUCACAAAAUUAGCUUCCAACCACUCUCUUUCAUCUCAUCUUUCUUCCUUCUGCUCCUCCGCCGACUUAUUCUGUUUCUCCGAUCCCACCUCCAUUAAUUCCAGUCGUCUAAAAGACACCAACUUUGCUGUUUACAACUCCAAACGUUUCUCCACCUACGGCUCCUCCCAAAUUGGCGGCGCCGACACUUUCAAAAACUACUCGGAAAACAUUAAUUUUGCAUCCAGUGGUUUCGCCAGAUACAGCGGCAUAUCCACCGGCCACCAUGAAGGAUUCACCUCCUACGCGACUGACGCCAACGUCGCUAACUCAAACUUCACCAGCUACGCCACCGAUGCCACCGGAGCCAACGGAAACAACCAUGCUAUGUCGUUCAAGAGCUACGUCGACGACACAAACUCCGGGAACCAGCAGUUCAUGAACUACGGUAAAAAUGGGAACGGAGUUCCGGUGGGGUUCACCGGAUAUGGUGACACGUCGAAUGUAAUCGGGUCCACUUUUUCGCACUAUGCUGAUCUGGCAAACGGUGCGAAUGAUACUUUCAAGGCGUAUUCAUCAAAUGCAAAUAACCCAAAAAACGAUUUUAAAGCAUAUGGUGGUAAUAGUGGAAAUGCCGGGUCGGAUUCUUUUGUGAGUUACCGAGAUGGAGCGAACUCGGGUACAGACACAUUUCUGUCAUACAGUAGAAAAUCAAAUUCGGGCAAAACAAAUUUUGUAAAUUAUGGAAAAUCAUUCAACCCGGGUGUCGAUUCGUUUAGAGAAUACGGUAAAGGAUCCACGGGUCAAUCUACGGGUUUUAGUAUCUAUGCUUUGAAUACCACAUUCAAAGACUAUACCAAAACUGGUGUCACAUUUGGUCAAUACACAAAACCCGGGUUGAAAACGGGUACUACCAAGGUCAGUGGCAGUUCGGUAAAUAAAUGGCCGGAGCCAGUUAAAUUCUUUCGGGAGAAAAUGUUAAAGAAAGGGACUGUUAUGACAAUGCCCGACAUUGUUGACAAAAUGCCUAAACGGUCGUUUUUGCCCCGUGCCAUCACGUCGAAAUUACCGUUUGCUACUGACAAACUAUCUGGUGUGAAGGAAGUUUUCCAGGCUCGGGACAGUUCUAUUCUGGAGCGUGUUUUAACCAAUACGCUGUCAGAAUGUGAGCGGGCCCCGAGCCAGGGUGAGACCAAACAAUGUGUUGGAUCGAUUGAAGACAUGAUCGAUUUCGCGGUUUCGGUUUUGGGUCAUGAUGUUGUGGCAAGGACGACAGAGAAUGUUAGAGGGUCAAAAAAAGAGGUGAUGAUUGGAGAAGUCAAAGGGGUCAACGGUGGGAGGCUCACUAAGUCAGUGUCAUGCCAUCAAAGCUUGUAUCCAUACCUUCUCUAUUAUUGUCACUCUGUCCCGAAAGUGAGAGUCUAUGUGGCUGAUAUACUUGACGUGUACAAUAAGGUAAAAAUUAAUACUGGUGUUGCAAUAUGUCAUAUUGAUACGUCAGCAUGGAGCCCGGGUCAUGGAGCAUUUGUGGCACUUGGGUCGGGUCCGGGUCUCAUUGAAGUCUGCCAUUGGAUAUUUGAGAAUGACAUGACGUGGACCACAUUGGAUUGA
This is a messenger RNA of Lactuca saligna, 2172 nucleotides long. Lineage: Eukaryota; Viridiplantae; Streptophyta; Magnoliopsida; Asterales; Asteraceae. The record is from the annotation of a GenBank genome assembly.